ACGCGGAAGAAGGCGGACUGACUCUAGUUGGGAGUUGGUCGAAUACGGAAGCCGAGCCGAGCGGGACCAGAAGAAACACCGCGACCAUAACCAGCGCCGUCACUGGAGCGACCUGCACACGUUGAGGAAGAGUCGCUGAGUUGUUCUUUUUCGCUCACUUUUUGUUGUCACACUCACAUUCCGCCUGCUAGCUGCUAUCGGUUAGUUAGCCUGCUAGCUGCGAACGUCCAGAAUCACAAGACAAAGAUGACUGGAGUGAGCAGCAUCGAGGCCGUCAAGAAGAAGAUCCAAUAUCUUCAAAGGCAAGCUGAAGAAGCUGAAGAGCGAGCAGAAACACUCCAAAGACAACUACAGGAGGAGAAGAGGGCUCGUGAUGAGGCAGAGGCGGAAGUGGCGUCGCUCAGUCGCCGUCUUCAGAUGACGGAAGACAACCUGGACCAGACGCAGGAGCAGCUCACCUCCGCCGUCGGGAAGCUUGACACGCUGGAGAAGGUGGCCGACGAGAGCGAGAGAGGGAUUCGUGUGAUUGAAACUCGAGCGAUGAAGGAUGAGGAGAAGAUGGAACAUCUGACAGCUGAGCUCAAGCAAGCUCAAAUCAUCGCUGAGGAGGCUGACCGCAAAUAUGAGGAAGUGGCUCGUAAACUGGUGAUGGGGGAGGAGGAACUGGAGCGUGCCGAAGCCCGAGCGGAGUUAGCUGAGAGCAAAGGUCGCUCGCUGGAGGACGAGCUGAAGAGUCUGAUGGCCAAUUCGAAGAGCUUGGAGUCUCAGGCUGAGAAGUUCUGUGUGCUGGAGGAACGAAGCGAGCUGCAGAUCAGCACCCUCAGGAGUAAACUGAUGGAGGCUGAGAACAGGGCGGAGUCGGCAGAGCGCAAUGUGGCCAAGCUGGAGAGAACCGUUGACGAGCUGGAAGAAUUGGUGUUGGCCACCAAGACAGCCAACGUGGCGCUCAACACCGAACUCCACCAGACCCUUGAGGAUCUGUCCGCCUUCUGAACAUUCCAACUCAAACCGUCACAUUCCUUAAUUAGUGGGCUCAAUAAUCAGACGCUCGCUCAAUGAUUGCUUGCUUGUGUUGUGGGCGUGUGCUUGGAAGGGAACAGCCAAUCGUAUUUUUCUGCCAAACCAAAGGGGCCAAUUUGAAAGAUCAGACACGCCGACUCAUUCCGUGGCAUCUUGCAUUUUAUACUGUGACGAUGUCAUCACGUGACAUCAGAGCAUAAAGUCAAGGGGCCAGUCAGAAGCGCCUACCUGAACAAUAGUGUCACAUGGUCUUAUGCUGUGAUGUCAUAACAGCUUUUUGUUUCUAAAAUAAAAACACCAAGUUAAUUUG
This is a messenger RNA of Phycodurus eques (leafy seadragon), 1330 nucleotides long. Its product is annotated as tropomyosin alpha-4 chain-like. Gene Ontology annotation, cellular component: actin filament. The record is from RefSeq and is a predicted model, not a curated record. The transcript is spliced from 9 exons. NCBI's taxonomy places the organism in Eukaryota, Metazoa, Chordata, Actinopteri, Syngnathiformes, Syngnathidae. Gene Ontology annotation, biological process: actin filament organization; muscle contraction. Bases 247 to 993 code for a protein of 248 amino acids. Gene Ontology annotation, molecular function: actin filament binding.